GGAAAAGAGGUGACUCAUCUACUUUUCGUAUUAAGAGUUCAGUGUUGUUGAAAUUUUAAAAGCUUUGUAAAGUUCUCCCUCCUAAUUUUCUUCUCCCAAUCAAUUUUCCCCUUACCACCAUCUCUGAGAUUAAAGGAUGAGACCAUCCGAGAGCUGUGGGUUUUAAACCCAGCCGCCCUUCAGAAUGAAACUAAACCAACCCUGGCAGCAGACAUGUUUUGAUUAUUAAACAAUUGCAAAAAUUGUCUUGUACUCCCAGUCCCCACUCUAUCUGCUGAGUAUAAGAUUUUGAUGACAAGAGAGAAAUCUCACAUCUGUAAUAUAUGAUACUGAGGUGGUUUCUUUAUUUUCUUACUGGAAAUUGAAGAAAAAGGAGAAAAGCAAAGAUCCCAUUAUUUGGGACCGUAACCUGGCUUCCCCCCAACUCUGGGAUUACUGUGUUUGGUAAUGGGGACAGCCAUUCUGAGCCUGCUUUUCUAACUAACGUGGACCAUUAUGGCUCAGACUGUUACAGAGACACAGAGGCAUUAACUGCAGUAAUCUCCAAACACAACUUGGAGGUCUGUGUACUUCCCCUCGUAAGCGAAAGCCUCUUAUGUAACCAACCACGGCAGGUUACAAAGACUUCCGGAGUGCAUGAAUUCUCGUGGGCCUAGAUCCAGUGUAGAGGGCAGGCAGCUGGGCAGGUGUCCUCCGGAUCACAGGGAAGACAGUGAGCGCUACUCUCGUAGAUCCAGAAGAAACACCUCGGCUUCUGAUGAAGAUGAGCGCUUGUCAGUGGGUAGCCGAGGAAGUCUGAGGACAAAUGGUUAUGAUGGAGAACUACAUGGAUCCCAGUCCCUGAAUAGAAGAUCUGGCAGGGUUGAAGAGAGACCAGACAAAGAUUUUACCGAGAAGGGGUCUCGUAACAUGCCAGGCCUGUCUGCAGCCACUCUGGCCUCCCUGGGGGGGACCUCCUCUCGGAGAGGUAGUGGGGACACCUCCAUCUCCAUCGACACCGAGGCCUCCAUGAGAGAAAUCAAGGACUCCCUAGCAGAAGUUGAGGAGAAAUACAAGAAGGCCAUGGUUUCCAACGCUCAGCUAGACAAUGAGAAGACAAACUUCAUGUACCAGGUCGAUACCCUCAAAGAUAUGUUGCUGGAACUUGAAGAACAACUGGCUGAAUCGAGGCGACAGUAUGACGAGAAAAACAAAGAAUUUGAGAGGGAAAAACAUGCCCACAGCAUCCUGCAGUUUCAAUUUGCCGAAGUGAAAGAGGCCCUGAAGCAGAGAGAAGAAAUGCUUGAGAAACAUGGAAUAAUCCUAAAUUCAGAAAUAGCUACCAAUGGAGAGACCACAGACACUCCAAAUAAUGUUGGCUACCACGGUCCUACCAAGAUGACAAAGGAGGAGUUAAAUGCCCUCAGGUCGACAGGGGAGGGGACACUAGGAAGAGCCAAUGAAGUGGAGGUGAAAAAUGAAAUUGUGGACAAUGUGGGGAAAAGAACAAUCUUGCAGAAUUCUGAGAAAGAACAGCACAAAGAGGACACAGUAAAGGAUUGUGUGGACACAGAGGCAUCCCACCCUGGUGACAGAGCUGAGGACCAGAAAGUCUCUGAUGAAGACAAAGCCCCAUCCCUAGGACGGUUAGCAGGUGCUAAAGAUGAGGAACAGGUUCAAAGCCAAAUUCUAGAGAGCAUGUCUUGCCUUGAAAGUACAGAGCAGGUUGAAUCCAAUGAGGUCAUUAGUGGGGCAAGUGAUGGGCCUGGAGCUUCCCUUAGCAGUUUGAGUGAGUUAGAUAGUGAAGCCCCAGGCUCUGGGAGUGGGCAGGACAGUUGUCAUGCCUUAGAUAUCAAAAGCCAAAGUAAAGAAUCUGUAGAAAAGCAGGAAAAAGAAAAGCAAGAGGAUUUUAGAACCACUUUGGAAGAAGUUAGCUCAGAACCACGUCAGGAAUCGGUUCCUUUGCAAAUACCUGAUGUCCACAAGGCGGGCAGCAUAGACGCUGGCGGGCAAAGCAGGACCCACACAGAGAAUGUGGAAGAGGGAGGGGAAACUCACACUGGGGAGCAGGUGGGCACAGUGGCCUCAUAUCCCCCCAAUAGUGAUGACACAGUGGGUCAAGAUGAAAAGUGUGCAGUAGCUGCCCCUGAAAAGUUGGGUCCAAGCAUAGGACAUAGUUUGGAGACAGAAGUCACCAACCAGAAAGUAGCUGAGCCCAGAGGGUCCGCAGUUCAGAAUACAGAAGCAGAUAGGGAGGACAAUGAAGAAACAGGGUCAAAGGAUGAGAAACCAGUUGAGACUCAUGUCCAAACCAUUCCUGGUUCUCCAGCAGCCAAGAGUGGUCAUCCAGAAGCAGCAGGUCCAAGUGUGGUAGAGCAGGUUCAGUCCAAUGAGGUCCAAUGUGCUGAAAGUGAACCCCUAGACACGAACGAGCCCAGUGAAGAGAAGAGCGGCCAGCAAGGAGAAGCACUGGAUUCGCCACAGAAGAGGGCAAAGAACAAGAAAAAGAAAAACAAGAAGAAAAAAUCACCAGCUCCUGUAGAAACCCUUAAAGAUGUUAAGAAAGAGUUAACGUAUCAGGACACAGAUUUAAGUGAAGUUAAGGAAGAAGAGCAGGUAAAAUUUACUGCUGAAAAGUCAGCGAUGGAAGCUCAAGAGGAGGUGGUUAACAGUCCCAAACAGAAAGGUGUAGCAGAAAGUGUUGAAAAUAUUGAUUGUCCAGAAGACCCUAACACUGAUUUGGAUGGAAACCCUAACCAAGAGGUUGGAAAAACAGAAGCAGAGAAAGUCAGAGCUAAUGGAGACACAUUGAAUUUUGAAGAUGAUACAAUUCGAUUGUCAGGCACUAGUGUGAAUGAUAAAGAAUUAGAGGAAUUAGAGGAAGAAGAUGCCACUCGGAGCAGCCCUCCAGAGCCAGAGGAGGAAGCAGUGAGUGGCAGCCCCCUGCGGGGAAGUCCCGCAAGGGAAAUUAACGAUGUCCUUCAAACAGGAAGUGCAGAGGGGGACGUCCUGCCAGAACAUCCAAGUCAGGCAGUCCAGAAGGCUUUAGACAGCAUUAGUCUGGAGAGCAAGGACCUCUCAGCACCAGCAGGCGUGUCGGGGGACUUGGAUUCAGAAAGCAGAGAGGAUACAGAGAGAGGAAAUGAGAAGGGCAAAAGCAAAGAAGAUUGCACCAUGUCCUAAAGGGGCAGACGGGCCCAGGAGGAGGUGGGACACAGACAGGAGCUUCAGGGCCAAGGACGUCGCACAGUAAGUCUGAUCACAAGAGACUCUUGUCUUUUGUCACUCCUGCCGAUGUGAGUAAAAUGUCCCAAGUUGAUUUAGCUGCACUGUGUGACAAUCAUCAGGUUAUCUGCCUGUGCUACUGUAAGUUACAGACUGUUCCUCGUAGAUUUAUAUUUAAUCAUUGAAGUUGUCACCCAGAUUGGAAAGACAUGCCUGUUAUUAGUGUAAGUUCUAAUGAGAACAUUCCAGUAGUAUCAAACAAUGAUGUGUACUGUUGAUACUCUAGCUUAAAAUAAAAUAAAAAUAUUUAGCAUUUGCCUUAGGUCUACAUGAAUGUGGAUAUUCUUGACCAAACAUAUCAGCUUCUAGUCAAAAUGACCAAAUAGCAUUCUUAGGUUUCUGCAUCAUGAGUAUAAUUGGUACUUAACGCCUCCUUCUCAUACGUGUGCUGUCAUAUUUGAUGUUAGUACAUAAGUACGUUAUGAGCUCUCUGGUAUUUAAAGGAGGCAAACACCCAUAUAGCAAAUAGGUCACUGAGUGAUGAGGUUGGUACCUUAAUCUGAAAGCAUGAGAGGAGUCUCAUUUACCUUUACCUCAUGUGAGUCUUUAGCUCAAAUCAAAGCAUUAGGAUCUCAUUGUUAAUGAUCCCUGAAAUUGCUUUGUAGGAGAUUCUGACUUCACUUCAUGCUGACGGUGUGUACUAAAUUCAAAGAUUUUUUUUAUGGAAGUGACGUUUGUUGAAAUUUCAUUUCCUACUGCAGUAUCUGAGCAGGGCAGUCACUAACAGAAAUGUCUUAGGACCUCCACAUCACUUCUCUUUGUUUGAAUGUCUAAUCAUUACACAAAAGAGCAACAUGAGAGGUAACUUCCUGUACAAACUGCUAAUUAGACUGUAAGAAGAUACUCUUAAGAGUUGAAUCACUGUGGGUAUCAUGGCAUAAAUACUUUCAUUUGCUGUUUCUCAUUGUAUUAUUAUUGGAAAACUCUUGUUUUGAUCUGCCUGAACAAAAGAUAUAUUUUCUACAUAAAUAAGCAUUUAAAAAAUAAUUAUAAAGGAAGAUUAAAGAUUGUGAAAUAUAAAAUUACAACAGAACAUACGUUGUGAGUGUUGUUGACACUUUAUGAGAUUGUGGAUUCCUAUUACUGUUACAAGAUGCAAUUGAGUGCAAAAAAUCAAAACCUCAAUAAAAGUUGAGGCAAACUUAAGUGUUACCAUGUCAUGGAAAUAAAGACAUUUUAUAAUUGUACAAGCCUGUGGUUCUACUCUUUGGGCUACUGGAAUUCUGAGUCUGUCAGAAUGCUACAUUGCAUGAUAACUGUCUUUACGGUUAUGUGCUUCUGGGUUGCUAAUCCUCACUGGGGUCCUGGGAAAGGCCCAGGCCUCCUGCCCUUGGUCGGUCAUGAACGGCCUUCUCUCCUGGCACCAGGCUGGUUCUAGCAUGGGGGCAUCAUCCCUUAUGCCAUCUCCUGUGAUUUGCGGUUCUGCUGAGGAAUCCCAGUUGAGAAAGGGCUCAAUUUCCUUGCUCUGCUUAAAUGUAGAAAGUUUGAAGAGUAUGAUGAAAACAGCAAAAACUUGACUGCUUAAGUGUCCCUGAAGUAGAGGGAAGUGGAGCUGAGGAAGCUGAGGCUGCUGGAGAAGGAUUCUGGGCUCUCCAGGAGGCGGAAGGGCUUUAGGUUACGUCCGCACUUCAGCACAGCUGGGCUCACCCUGGAAGGCAGACAGCUACUCAUUUCUACUCAUUCCUGCCUCUUAGGAAGGAAUUCACCAACCAGAGUCUCGGCAUGGUAACAUCACCAAACCAUUCCAAGUUCUUCCCUUUCUUUCCCAUUUUAUUCCACAGCCCCUUUCAGGACCCUAAGCUCACUUCACACCCUCGACUCAGGCACCCAAGUUCUAGUUAUUCUCAACUCAGUGCAGUUUUGAUCACUUUGUAUGUGGCAGGCGGUGUGGUGUGAACACAAGGGAAGGUCUCCACUGGGGAGUGGACAGCUGCGAAUCAGGAUAGGAGCAAAGAAAGAAAAAAGGACUUCUGAACAGCCAAAGCAUUUCCUGGUAAUUUCAGAGACUUCCUUGUGAGCAUCAGUUACUCUGCUCUGAGGGCAUCCUGAUGUUACAGCCUGGAGCUGUAACUGAUACAGUGAAGGGCCGUACAUUAUCUUGAAAGGAGUCACCUAGACAGAGUCAGUUUAAGGCAUAAGGUAUAAGGCAAUUUAGAAAGGUUUCAUGGUCCAAAGAUUCAAUCUUAGAAAAGAAUCAAAAGGGGUACUGCCAGCCAUAUCCCCAAAGAAACCUGGACGCUGACGUGUCACUAUAACAUGGAACAGAGAAAUGAUUGGAUAUUGUUCAUGCCCAAAGCAAGACAUGGGUACUGUGCGUACAUGUAAAGCUUAUUUCAAAGUGUAAGUAGUUAUAAUUAUGGUUGUGUGCAGAAAAUAGGGAAAGACAUUUUUUUUCAAUUGUUUAAGUUCAAAGUUUUAUUUUUAGACACCAACUAUAGCCAAUUAGAAAAUGUAUAGAGAAUUUUUAAAACAGUAUUAUUAGGGUCCCCCCUCAAAAAAAAGACAACUGGGAAUAAAUCUAGGAAAGUGUGAGACACUCUGGAGAAAGUUACAAAACAUUAUUGAAAUGCUUCUUGGAGACCUGAAAAGGUGGCCAAUUAUAUUAUAGGUAGGAAGGAAGGAUUUAUAACAAGGAUGCUAACUCUCCACAAAUUAAUUUAUAAUUUCAUAUAAAUCUAAUCAAGAUCCAAAUAGGACUUUUCGUGAACUAUGCUAAUUCUAAAAUUCACAUGUAAGAGAAAUAAUGCAAGAACAGCCAAUAUGAUUUUGAAAAAGAAAAACAAGGAAGAGAAAUGUACAUUGAAAUACAGGAAAGAUAACCUCUUUGCCUCCUUCCUCUGGUAAUGGAGGCCUGUUCUCUGUCUACAGUGAUAUAUCCUGCUUUGUAAGGGGAAAGACAGAUUUUUGAAUUAUAGGUUGUUACCAUAUACAGAGGUCAGAGAGCAGUAAAAUUUUUAAAGAGUUUUUAAGAAUGAGAUGUAGGGUGUUGACUACUUCUUGUAAUCCUUAGCAUUUGCAGUUAACUGAAGACCUAAUGCCCUCAAAGUUUUACUUACCCUGGGAUGCUAAUUCUGGGGGUUAGUGUUUUCUGCCACUAGACUCUUUUCCUGGAAGGCCUCACUGCACAGGGUGCCGCCACAGCCACAGAGCCAAGGGAACGUGACCGUGGGACCUGUUCCAAAUGUCUGGCCCCUCAAGGAAAGGGGGUAUGUGUGUGGAUCAGAACAGUCCUAGUUCAGAGUGGUAAUCACAUGCACAGAGAACUUUGUCAGGAGGAACAUCCUUCCACUCUUUAUACUGCCACUUCUCACGUGUAUUUUUCGAGAUGAGAAUGGCUAGUGGAUGAUAUAAGGACGUAUUUCCCGACUAUGCAAACCCCUUGGGCCCUGCAAACAGGAGAAACAAGAAGCCGCUGUGCCAGGCCCAGCUCCGCCUUCUGCAGGAGGGAGCUGCUCCCUGCAGGGAGGACAGCCAGGAAGAUGAAACCGACCACAGCAAUAACCACAGCAAUGACGCUCACUCCAAGUGGCAGCCAGGCAACCUGUUUCUCAAGAGGCCUUGGUCUCCCUCAGUCUUCUUUAAAUCUCCUUUGUCAUCUUUACAAAUACGGGGGGAGAUGAUUCUUCUGGGCAGUGGGAAGAGGAAUUAAUCCACAGAAUUAAAAAUAUACUCUUGGAAACAGAUCAUUAGGAAUAAUCUACUGAACCUCAAUCACUGUGCCUUAUUUUGCUGUCUGAAAACAGGUGAGAGCCCACCUGUCAGAGCUUGGUGAGGAUCGCGCAAAGUGCUUUAAAGGCAUGUGCUUCUUGGUGGCUGCAGUCGCUGUGGGUUGGCCUUGCUCUGCCCCAGGACAGACCGGCUAAGACACACGGGCCAAAAGAAUGGCCCAGGAACACAGGAGUUCACAGAAUCCCAAAACUAGGAAUUGGCUACCCCAGUAAUUUUCUAGAAGGUCUUACCUCUUUGUCUCCCAUUUCAUUGGUCUCUAAAAUGCAUACCAGAAAGUUCGUUACAAUUUAAUACAUAAAAACUAGAUUUUUAAAAAUAUAAACCUUUCACAAUUACUAA
Molecule: messenger RNA, 7332 nt
Organism: Otolemur garnettii (small-eared galago)
Lineage: Eukaryota; Metazoa; Chordata; Mammalia; Primates; Galagidae
Gene: LRRFIP1
Product: LRR binding FLII interacting protein 1
Exons: 10
Coding region: 637-3162 (841 amino acids)
Biological process (GO): regulation of transcription by RNA polymerase II
Molecular function (GO): RNA polymerase II cis-regulatory region sequence-specific DNA binding; DNA-binding transcription factor activity, RNA polymerase II-specific
Source: RefSeq, a predicted model, not a curated record